Molecule: messenger RNA, 1687 nt
Organism: Exaiptasia diaphana
Lineage: Eukaryota; Metazoa; Cnidaria; Anthozoa; Actiniaria; Aiptasiidae
Product: angiopoietin-related protein 7
Exons: 3
Coding region: 548-1657 (369 amino acids)
Source: RefSeq, a predicted model, not a curated record
UUUUCCCGCUAUUGGUAUAUCACAAAUUGUCGAAAGACAUUAACUUUAAAUACUUAUUUAACUUUAAAUACGCUCAAAUCACCAUUCGCUAGUAUAGUCACACUAAAAAAUGUCGUGCGUUUUUCGAAAGGGCAUUUGGAGAGAUACCAUGAAUUUAUCGUAAGACUUAUAGUCUUAUUGUGAAGUUUAUUUUGCUGUCUAUAGAUCGCAGUCCAUCGAGAACUCGCCUUCGGCUCGGAUCUUUAUCACCCGUUACAACGCGCUCUCUCGUUCUGUAUACAUUACUUAGCCGUAUUUGAUGCACUGCAACAUUCGCAAGUGUAAAUGAGCCUUACCAAAGAAACUACGAGUGUGUACAAGCUUUAUCGAUAUAACAAUUUACGCUGAAUAUUAAUCUUUCGGAUUCACUACAGUACUAGAUUUUUAUCAACAAGAACCCCGAGUUCACGCAGCUAUGCGUCUAGUUAAAUGAUAAACAGAUAUAUUACAUGGCCACUCGCUGCGCUCGGUCCGUACUGUUUAUCAAAGGACAUGUUAUUAAUAAAUAAUGCCAGUGCAGAUGUUAUUUAUGAGCACCAAAACUGUCUUAGUCAUGGACUGUCCGCAUCAAAUCUUGGUCUUUUUAAUUGUUCUUAAAUUUUUACAAAUCGCGAAAACUUCAGAAAUCAUGAAACAACAAGGCCUUUUCCAGUUUGGGAACAUUGUGAAAGUUUCUGAAGGAAAUAUCUUGCAGAAGAGUGAAAGUUUUCUUUCAAAGGUGACAACGAAGAAUGAAGUGGAGUGCUGGGUCAACUGCGUGUUGAACGAACGAUGUUUUUCACUGAAUGUUGUAUUUGUGAACCAAACCUUUCUGCAAUGUGAACUUUUCAACUGGACAGGAAUUAACUGGAAUGCUUCACUUGCACCAAAGAAGAAUGGUUAUUAUGCACAAAUUCAGGAUCAUUGUCAGAGCUGUUUGAACGGUGGAACAUGUGUGGAGUCAUCAGCAGAUUAUAAAUGCKCAUGCUUAUUUGGAUACAAGGGUAACCGCUGUGAAAUACGAGUAAAUCAAGACUGCUCGACCCUACAAGCAGCAGGGUACCACGAGAACGGAGUGUACUCAAUUGACCCAGACGGUAAAGGCGAAUUCGCCGUCCUUUGCGACAUGAAAACAGAUGGAGGUGGAUGGGUUGUUAUUCAAAAGCGCUUUGACGCGUCGAUCAGUUUUGAUCGCAUCUGGAAUGAAUACAAGAAAGGUUUUGGAGUAAUGAAAACUGGUGAAUUCUGGCUUGGAAAUGACUUUAUUCAUCGCUUAACCGCAGCCAAACCAACACAGGUAUACAUUGAAUUGGAAGACACCAGYGGACGUCGCACUUUUGCCAAGUAUUCAACCUUCAUUGUGGAAAGUGAGGUUAAUCUGUACCGUUUAGACGUCUCGGGAUAUUCAGGUACAGCUGGUAAUGCCCUAGUUCACCCAACCUCCGUCGCAUCGAGGUCCAAAGGUAUGGGUUUUGCCACGAAAKAUCGAGACAGCAACAAGUGCAGUGGUACGUGGGGUGGUGGAUGGUGGUAUAAUAAUUGCGCUGCUGGGGCCUUAAACAAGAGAACAAUUACAUGGACUACUCAAAGUGGAAUCGUUAAGAAAACAUCCAUGAAAGUCAAGCCUUCGUCUAAGUAAUGCACGAAAAGAUUAAGACAAAUUAAGGAA